UGUGGAGGAUCAUCUGUCUGUGUGGAGAGUGGGUUUUUGUGCUUCCAGGGACCUGGCUGAAGCUGUCCGUCUCUCCUCCCAGGAUUACAACGAGAAACCCGUCAUGCCUGUGGGAAGACCUGCCACCACGGCCAAGCGGACAAAGCUCUCCAAGAUCAUAACCGAUUUAUCACACAUCGCUCAGGAUGAGUACGAGUCGGAGCCAGAGGCUUCGGAGUUUGACCUGGGUACAAAGAUCAGGACUCCCAAAGACAUCAUGCUGGAGGAGCUUUCCCUGAUGAAGAACAGAGGCUCCAAGAUGUUCAGGAUGAGGCAGAAGAGAGUGGAGAGGUUCAUCUACGAGAACAACCCCGACAUCUUCUGCAGUGAGACGAUGGACAACCUCCAGAAGUUUGUCCCCUCUCUGGGAGCCCAGAUGGGAGGUGACAUGAUAAAUGUUGGUGGGCAUUUCGUCAGCAAACAGGUUGGACUGCAGCAUUUCGGAGGGGUAGGUGCCGGGGGAGGGGCCCCCGUGCCUCCUCCGAAGCCUGGGAGCAAAAGUGCGGGAGCGGGAGAUGCAGGAGGACUGGGUGCGGGCGACCAUGGCAACGGUGAACAGGGAGAAGGAGCUAGUGAGUGGACCCCACUGAAAGGAGGUGGAAGUGAUGACGCCUCCAGGAAGCUGCUUCUCAUGAAGACAUACAAGUCGCCCUGGGAGAAGGCCAUGAAGGGCGAUGAAACACUCAUCGCCACCAUGAAAGGAGGAAUGCCUGAUUUCAGCGACAAAAACGAUGCGCUGAAGUACAAAUGCUUCAACAGGUCUGCCAUGCCCUACGGUGGCUUCGACAAGGCCAGCCAGUUCAUGAAAUUCCAGAUGCCAAAUAGCGAGGGCAAAGAGGAGCCUGAACCUGCUGUGGUGUACCAACACGACAUCGGCUGCCGGCCUUCCUUUAACCGCACUCCUAUUGGCUGGGUGUGCAGCGGUGAGCCCGGCACCAUCAAUAUGGAAACAGAAGCUGUGGCCUAUGAUGGAGAGACUGACGAGCUGUGAAGAAAAUACCCAGAAUGUCAUUACACACACUGUGCACACGCAUGCAUACACACAAACACACACACACACAUGCGGUAGAUGAGCUUAGAGUUAACUGUUCUGUUGAUAAAUUUGAAUUUCUGGAUAACUGAAAGCGUAGAAGAAAUGAGGACAUGUUCUUGUGUUGUCAGGUUGGGAAACGAGCAGUUAGAUGCUGAUGGGGGACGAAAACAUCAAAAAGUUUUGUUCAAGAGUUGAGUCCAAACACGGAACUUGUCAGAAAAGUCAAUGAGGAAAGAAUGAAUCAAGUAUGAGGGAUACAUUUAUGCAAUGUUACAGUUGGGACAAUGUCUUGAUGUCAAACUGUUACCGCAUUUAUUUUCUAGUGCAUUUUUGCUGUUAAUAUUCUGUUUAUUUGUUCAGUAAAAAAAAAAAACUACAAGCCUGUCUGAUUCAUUAUGCAUGCAAAGAGUCAGUUACUAAUCCAUUAACUUACUGUGAAAACACAGUUUCUAAACCAUAAGCCCUUUCAAACUGUAACAGUCAUCUUGUUAAGUGAUUAAACUGUCAAGGGAAAUCA
This is a messenger RNA of Pungitius pungitius (ninespine stickleback), 1589 nucleotides long. RefSeq names its product myozenin 1a (gene myoz1a). Gene Ontology annotation, cellular component: actin cytoskeleton; Z disc. Gene Ontology annotation, molecular function: actin binding; FATZ binding; telethonin binding. The record is from RefSeq and is a predicted model, not a curated record. The transcript is spliced from 7 exons. The coding region runs from base 104 to 1030 and encodes 308 amino acids. Lineage: Eukaryota; Metazoa; Chordata; Actinopteri; Perciformes; Gasterosteidae.